Bipolaris sorokiniana ND90Pr is the source of this 304-nucleotide messenger RNA. RefSeq lists its product as uncharacterized. The transcript has a single exon. Lineage: Eukaryota; Fungi; Ascomycota; Dothideomycetes; Pleosporales; Pleosporaceae. The record is from RefSeq and is a predicted model, not a curated record. The coding region runs from base 60 to 254 and encodes 64 amino acids.
GACAGCGACAGAGGUGCCAGGCUCACGCCACUCAGCCAACUCAUCCGAAAUUCUUCGACAUGCGGGCUAGAGUAUCGGACACUCGGAUGACACAUGCCGAUAGGUGGUGGGCCAGGUUUCUAAACGGCUUUAGCCAGAAAAGGACGGGUAUGGGUGGUGCCGGACGAUUGACCAAGAAUGGGCACUUGGAUUUGCGGGGUUGCGACUGCGAAUUUUGUUGUCGUGUGUCGCAUCUACCGGUCCCCUACCAAUGAUGUUGUCGGUUUCGAAGGCUUGGUCCGCGAAUGUUCUUUAUUUCGCACAU